AUGCUGACGUCACAGGAUGUGUAUUUCUGUACCGUAUCCCCAGUGCCGUACCCCUUGCAAUUUACACCCCGCCCUAGUGCCAUAUACCCAUUACCGAAUGCCCCUUGCCGUACCCUCAGUAUUUUAACCACUGUACCGUACUCCCUCUACCUUAGCUCCAGUACAUUACGUCCUGCACCGAAUCUCCAGUACCAAACCCCAUGUACCGUGCUCACAAAACCGGAAUCGCAGUACCCUUCCCCCAGUACUGUGCCCCAUGUACCGAAGUCCCAGUAUUGUACCCCAUAUCGAGUCCCCAGUACUGAUACCGCCCCAGUACUGUUGCCAGUAUUGUACCCCAUCCCUGUAUCCCAUGUACCUACCUCCCAGUACUACCCUACCUACCUCCCAGUACUGUACUCCAACCUACUUAACUCCAUGUACCUACCUCCCAGUACUGUACCCCAAGUACUGAACCCCCAGUACUGUACCCCAUGUACCGAAAUGCCAGUACUGUACCCUAUGUACCUUACUCCCAGUACUGUACCAAAUGUGCCGAACCCCCAGUACCGUACUCCCAAAACCGGAACCCCAGUACCCUUCCCCCGAGAAUUCAUUCGAGCUUGA
Molecule: messenger RNA, 606 nt
Organism: Penaeus vannamei (Pacific white shrimp)
Lineage: Eukaryota; Metazoa; Arthropoda; Malacostraca; Decapoda; Penaeidae
Source: RefSeq, a predicted model, not a curated record